AUGGCCGACCAAGCCGAUGUACUCGCGGAUCCUGAUUUCGAGGAGGAGACCUCCAUACAAAAGUUCAAGCGCCGUCUAAAGGAAGAACCAUUGAUCCCACUAGGCUGCGCCGCAACAUGCUACGCUCUCUACCGCGCCUACCGCUCCGGCAAAGCGAAAGACUCCGUCGAAAUGAACCGCAUGUUCCGUGCCCGUAUCUACGCCCAAUUCUUCACACUGCUGGCCGUCGUCGCAGGCGGAAUGUACUACAAAACCGAGCGCAAACAACGCCGCGAAUUUGAGAAAAAGGUUGAGGAGCGCAAAGCACAGGAGAAGAGGGAUGCGUGGUUGAGAGAGUUGGAGGCGAGAGAUAAGGAGGAUAAGGGGUGGAAGGAGAGACAUGCCGCUGUGUCGGUGACGGCGAAGAAGGAGACUGAGGGGGCGGUGGAUAAGAAUGUGAAUCAGGCGCCGACGGAGGAAGUGGUUGAGAAGAGGGGAACGGGAAUUCUUGAUGCUGUCAAGGCGUUGGUGCAAGGGAAGAAGGAUUAA
Talaromyces marneffei is the source of this 528-nucleotide messenger RNA. RefSeq lists its product as uncharacterized. Gene Ontology annotation, cellular component: mitochondrion. The record is from RefSeq and is a predicted model, not a curated record. The transcript is spliced from 3 exons. Gene Ontology annotation, biological process: mitochondrial respirasome assembly. NCBI's taxonomy places the organism in Eukaryota, Fungi, Ascomycota, Eurotiomycetes, Eurotiales, Trichocomaceae. The coding region runs from base 1 to 528 and encodes 175 amino acids.